CGCGCGGCGCCGCCGGCGGCCAGUCGUUUGACGCCUGCCGCGCGAGCGGGUGUCGCUACGGGAAGAGCGAGUGUCGCACGAGCCGCCAGCCGGCGCGUUAUGGACGUUGCAUGAGCGGGCGCGAGCGCGACCGCUGGAGCCGACGGGCACGCCGGUCGUGGAGCGCGCGCCGUGGGCCCCGGGCGGCGCGGGCAUGCGCUUCGAGGGCGCGGAGCGGCGCGACGCCGUCGCCUUCCACCCGUUGCUGGCGCCGCGGCCGAGCGACUUCUCGGUGUCGGCGCUGCUGACGGCCGGCGCGCUGCCGCCGCCGCCGUACCUGCCAGCCGCACUCGCCGCUGCCGCCGCGCUGUCCGCGCCCUGUCCGCUGCUCAAGCCGCCGCCGCCGCCGUACGCGCCGUUGCCGCCAGACGACGACGGUGUCGUCGACGACCCCAAGGUCACGCUCGAAGGCAAGGACCUGUGGGAGAAGUUCCACAAGCUGGGCACCGAGAUGGUGAUCACCAAGAGUGGCAGACGUAUGUUUCCUGCCUACAAACUUCGCGUUUCUGGUCUUGAUAAAAAAGCAAAAUACAUUUUGCUAAUGGACAUCGUAGCUGCCGACGAUUGCAGAUACAAAUUCCACAACAGUCGAUGGAUGGUGGCCGGGAAGGCGGACCCUGAGAUGCCGAAGAGGAUGUACAUCCACCCGGACUCGCCUUCCACGGGCGAGCAGUGGAUGCAGAAGGUGGUUUCCUUCCACAAACUGAAACUGACAAACAACAUUAGUGACAAGCACGGUUUCGAGCUCAUCUAUUGCCAAAGUCAACGGAUGUUGUCAAAGUUGCUGUGGCCCAACGCAGGGCCUAGUGCGCCCAGAGAACCCCACUCAGACCAUUUGUGUGUCACACAGACGAUCCUGAACUCCAUGCACAAGUACCAGCCGAGGUUCCACCUGGUGAGGGCCAACGAUAUCCUCAAGCUGCCCUACUCCACCUUCAGGACCUAUGUCUUCAAAGAGACGGAGUUCAUCGCUGUUACUGCCUACCAGAAUGAGAAGAUAACACAACUGAAGAUCGACAACAAUCCGUUCGCGAAAGGCUUUCGGGACACGGGAGCAGGCAAACGGGAAAAGAAUUUGUCGGUGUACCGCAGGCAAGCGAUGCUGACGGCGAGGUCGGACAACCGGGACGAUGACGACGAGCGACCGCUCGACGUCGGCGGGCCCUCGUCGCCUCCGCCGCCCUCCACGCAGCAUAAUACUAGCUCGUGGUUCAGUUCGAGCGGAGGCGGCGGCGACUCCGGUGCUGAAGAAGGCAUCGAGGCAGGGUCGGACUCCUCGUGUUCUGCAGGGCGCGCACCCUCCCCGCCCGCGGGACCCUCGCGGCCUUCCCCAGCGCCCGACGUGUCGCUAGGCCCCCCGGUGCAGCCGCCGCUGUUGCCGUACCUGUACCCGCCCUCCCUGUACCCCCCGCCAUUCUUCCCGCCUCACCAGAUGCCGCCGGGGCUGCUGUUUAACCUGCACCCGCUGCUGCAGCAGUACUCGCUGCCGCCGCCGCCGGCGCCGCCCGGGCCGCACGCGCCGCCCGGCAAGGCGCACCGGUUCGCGCCGUACGCGCUGCCGGGGCUGGGCUCCGCGUUCGAGCAGGUGGCGCCGCGCGCGCGCUCGCUGAGCGGGUCCCCGGCGCGGCGGCCGGGCUCGCCAGCCGCGCGGGCCGCGUCCGCCGAGCCGCCGCCCGAGCCGCCCAGCUCCACCACGCCCGCCACGCCGCCCGCCUCCGACCUCAAGAGCAUCGAGCGCAUGGUGAACGGCCUGGACGUCGACACACAGGACUGAUCGACGUGCUGUAUGUACAUACGGUGUAUUUAUAUGGUGGGCCCCGGCCGACGUUUUGUAUCGUUCCUAUUUUGUUUUUUCUUUCGAGUUCUAUUCGGGUCGAUAUUCGUAUACUGAUUGUAAAUAGUUAAGCUUAUUUAGGAUUCACAAUAUAAGGUUCUGUUGACGGGCGGUGUCGCGGUGUGACCAUCUUACCAACCACUUUAUAUCAUCAAACUUUCCUGGCUGUUCAUACAGUUAUAGUCGCAAUAUGAAUGUCGUCUGUCCCCGCGAUACCGCUCGUCCGAGUAGCAACCCUCACGAUAGCAACACAUAGCUACACCGCAAUAGCAAUAGUUUUAAAUUAAUACUCUGACUUCGACUCAACACGGAUUGUAGAUGUGAUGUUCAAAAAAAUUCUCAAUUUUGACAUUCUUUGCCAAUUUACGGUAAAAAAAUACUUAUUUGAUUACAAAUAACUUUUAUUUUUUCAUCACGAAUAUGAUUAGAAAAAGUGUUUUAUGUGAUUUUAAUUACAUAUUACAAUUAUCGGUGAGAUCUAGGACUUACUGGAAAAGUAGUGGGAAAGUCCUGAGAAAAAUUCAAUGACGAACAAAAGACAAUGUGAGUUACUGAUUUUCUUUAUUUUACAAAUAUUUUUUUCAAAAUUCUUUAUUUUACAAAGAUUUUGAUUGUUUCUGAUUGUUGAUUUUGAAUUAUUUUUUUUGCUUCUACUCAAUUAUUAAUUCCAAUUAAACGUCAUAACUACAAAUCGUUAAAAUCGAACAUUAAUUUCAUUUCCCCACUUGGAAUAAUAAUUAAAAUAUAAUUAUUAAUAAUAUCGCUUUAUUUUGUAAAUACAUUUUGUAAGGUAUAUUUACGUGUUUAACUAAUAAAUGAAUAGACAUAUUUUGAAAAUAUGUUUUGUCAAUUGUGCUGUGAGAUGGCGCGCGUUCAAUUGUUUUUUAAAUAAAAAAAAACCUUUUUGAAUAACAUUUAUACUGCGACAACGAUAAAAAAAUAGACCUUCUAUAAAAGUCUAUGAAUAAAAUAUUAAUAGAUCAUAAAGUACUCAAAUGCAAUAAAAAAUAUAACAUUGGAAAAAAUGUAUCUGCUACAUGAAAAAGUCAAUAUAAAGCCUAGUACACACGAAGCUAAAACUUAUUUCACAUUUUCAAUUGGCAAAAAUAUCCAAAGAAAAUAACAAUUGGACGCGCGCAAAAAUAAACGAUUGAUGAAAAGAAAAUCUAACUAUAAGUUAAAAGUUUGUAAUAUAUAGUUAAUAAAUAUUGUAGUUAAAAAUACAAAAUAUAUAAUUAAAAUAAUAAUUAUAAAAUGAAUAUAAUUUUCCAUGGAAUUCAUUAAACUUAAGCAGGAUUAGAAAUUGUUCUGUAAUUUAUAGAAAUUACUGUUUUUUAGUAGGUAUUGACUUGUGACAAGAGCACCACAUAAUAUAAAGGUCCCUUCACACGGACUGAAUGAUCGCGGCGUAUUUCGCUUUUUGCAUGUUUACAGUCAAUAGUUUUAUAAAUCGAGCGACGAUCAAUACCACUCGCAGCGUUUUUUAUUCCGUGUGAGCGGGUCUUUAUGAAAAUCGAAUCUAUUUUGUAUAAGUCAUAACGAAAAAAAAUUGAAAUAAUUUAUUUCUUACAAAAAAACUUUUGAAAAUGUUGUUUUUUACAUCAUCUUUAAAAUAAAAAUCUCGCAUCACAAGUCAAUAUGUGCUAAACAUUGAAAAAAAAAUUGUUUAUUUAAUUUAUGUAAAACUUACAAUAAUUUGUAAGCAAGCAGUGAUUUGAUUGCAAUAAGAAUUGUUUUUUUAUUUGCCAUUUUUCUACAAUUAAAAAGAGUUAAGCUUCGUGACAUGGAAGGAGACUGUAAUUUUGCAAACAGUUGUAAUUAAAAAUUAUUCAUUAAAAUAUAUAGAUAAAUCUAUUGACAAAA
Molecule: messenger RNA, 3736 nt
Organism: Helicoverpa zea (corn earworm)
Lineage: Eukaryota; Metazoa; Arthropoda; Insecta; Lepidoptera; Noctuidae
Gene: bi
Product: optomotor-blind protein
Exons: 8
Coding region: 194-1813 (539 amino acids)
Biological process (GO): cell fate specification; positive regulation of DNA-templated transcription; regulation of transcription by RNA polymerase II
Cellular component (GO): nucleus
Molecular function (GO): DNA-binding transcription factor activity, RNA polymerase II-specific; RNA polymerase II cis-regulatory region sequence-specific DNA binding
Source: RefSeq, a predicted model, not a curated record